Messenger RNA from Venturia canescens, 1486 nucleotides. Its product is annotated as kielin/chordin-like protein. The record is from RefSeq and is a predicted model, not a curated record. Bases 67 to 960 code for a protein of 297 amino acids. NCBI's taxonomy places the organism in Eukaryota, Metazoa, Arthropoda, Insecta, Hymenoptera, Ichneumonidae. The transcript has 7 exons.
CAAACACGCUAUAAAAAGAUCGAAACGAUCAAAAACUUGACUAAUCGAUGAUCUCAGUAGUUGAUCAUGUUCUCCAGUGCAAAGAGCAUACUUUUUCUCCUUUGCGGGCUUGUCUCGACUUUCGUCGUUCUAACGGAUGCAUCGACAUACUGUGAUCCGCAAACGUGCAGCGGUCCGCUUUACUACUAUCAGGAGCUCGGUUGCAUGCCGAUUUAUGACAAUUCCUCGUCUUGUUGCGCGAGAAAAUACAAUUGUGAUCUCUGGAAAAAUCUGCCGAAUUCUAAGUGUUCCGUAAACGGAAAAAUUUAUGAGAAUGGCCAACUUUUUCCGUUGCGAGAAGUCGGCAACAGUUGUACCAGAUGCUUUUGUGUCGGUGGAACCAUUCGGCCAACUUGUGCAGCAACAUCGUGCGCGGGCCCGCAACAAGGUUGUUACUUGAAAAAAACUCCUUUGCAAUGUUGUUCAAAUGUUGAAGUUUGUCCGGUGAAAGAAGAAGACAUCCCGACCUGCGAAGUUGACGGAAAAACGUACAAGGAUGGGGAAACGUUCGAACCCUUGUCAGAGCCGGAUAAAAUUUGCACUUGUGGCGCUGGAUACACCACAGGCUUCAACGAAGAACCUUACUGCAUUACGAAACAACCGGGUUGGUGCGGAAACGCAAUUGCUUAUGUUAAAAAAAUCCAACAAAAUUGCGCCCCCGUUUAUCCUUUCGGUGGCGAUCCACGAAGAACUUGCAACGUAGACCACCGAUGCCAAACAAACGAUGAUCACGUCGUAGAUGCAGAAACGACGGUCGAUCCCGAAGCCGCAGAAGCAGGUAUGGUGUGCAAAUUUGGAACCCUCACUAUGAAUGUUGGCCAAAAGCUGAAUCAACCUCAAGACCAGGAACGGCCUAUGCAAUGCGAGUGCGAAGUACCGCCUGUCGUAACGUGUCGAUAUUUAACAGAUGUGGCAAAGUAAACGAAUUCGAGCUCAUUCAUUCGACACCGAAUAUUCCUGAAGCAAAUAUUUUUGAGGUCGAACAUCUAUGUAGCGUCAAUUUGAACUGUCAUCUGACGAAUAUCUUUACUGGGAAUAUUAUUACGAGACUAGCAGAUCCCAUAAGCCUAUGAAAAACUAUUGAAACCACGAUUCCCCUCCACGAAACAAUUUUAUCUACGGACGAAGCAGCGUCUUGACGCCGAAUAUUAAAAAGACAAAUUUUGGCAAAGCAAAUCAAGACCUACUCGCCAUUGGGCGGUUUCCCUUGACUCGUGAAACUGAAGUGGUCACCAUUCAUGAUUUUUUACAAUUUCCAACUGUCCAUUCGUAACAAAAAGUGUUUACGGAGCACGUGGAUUUGGAAAAAAUGUGAAUGCCUCGCAGUACCCAUUAUAAAGUCUUGAUAUUUUUCAAGAAGCAUUCCUCGGGAGUAUUCAAUGAAAAUGUAUAUUUUCCAAUUCGCUACCGCGAAUCUUGAAUAAAUUCAGUAAAAAAAUGAAUCUGA